AUGACAACAUCGAGUACAGAUUGUAUUGUACAUAAUAGGAAAUAUCUAUCGAAAUUUCAUGGAAUUAUUAAUAAACUUCAUCGAACAAAUGAAUUUAGUUUUUCUGUUCUACAACGAUUACCAAAGCGAUGUUGUACAUGUCACAGUCAAACAGGUGAAUAUUCAUUGACAUUGGAUGACUUACGUAAACUUUGUCAAGAUAUUAAAUCAACAGAAGAACAAUUUCCAUCGACAUCUACUUGUCUAAAAUGUAGCGAUUAUGUUAUACUUGAGUUUUCUUCGAUGCUGAGUCCAAUUCAACGUAUGUACCAAGUUGGUCGCUUUGUUGGACGUGGUGGUGUGCAUCUUCGUCUUCUUGAACGUACAUUAAAUGUCCGUAUAAAUAUUAUCAAUAAUAAAUCCAGCAAAAAUCUUCAGCAAAUGAUCGAUAAAAUUAAAACAAAAAAUAAAGAAAGUCAUAAAGAUGGUCUUUGGAUAUUGAUUAAUAUGAAAAAAGAUAAUCAUAAUCAUGAAAAUAAUCUCGAUAAGAUUAAACAAUUAUUACAAGAUGAAUGGAAAAAAAUCGAUGUUCUUAUUACCAAAAAGAAACGAACAGUAAUAAAUCCAUCCUCUCAAACAAGGAUACUAUCAAAAACAAAUAUUUUUCGAGAUAAUCGUUGGAAGCCUAAAGAUCAUAGACGAAAUAAGAAAUAUCAACAAAAACAGAAAGAAUCUAUCGUACCUGAAGAAGUUCUUCCACAACCAUUCGUUCCACCUAUAUCAAUGCCUAAAGAAGUUGUAAGAUCUCAUAAAACUAAACGAACGUAA
Rotaria sordida is the source of this 807-nucleotide messenger RNA. The record is from the annotation of a GenBank genome assembly. Lineage: Eukaryota; Metazoa; Rotifera; Eurotatoria; Philodinida; Philodinidae.